CUUAAAUCUGUUCAGGGUAGAAUGCGGUACACAGACAGUUAAACAAACACACAGCACAAAACAACUUUAAAUAGGAAAAUGUUUAAAUUUCUGCUUUGAUUCGUUCUACAAUUGAAAACUUCUACCAUUCAAUAUGAAAACAAAUGGAUUACUUGUUCUUGGAUUAACUGGAGGACUUUUUCUAUUAUCCGUAGCGUUUUUGCACUCCGAUUCAUUUCAAAGAAGUGUUACCGGUGAAAUUGUAAGACAUAAGAGAUCUUCAGGAGUAGCUGCAACGAAUGAGUCACAGCAUCAAACUAAUGUCAGCCAGAGCUCUAAUCAUAACGAAUCCAGUUCAAGUCAUGACUCUAGCACAUCAGUACAUCGGUACCAGGUGGUUACUAUCAACUGGGCACGAGUGGCAAAUCCGUUCAUAAUAUCUAUAUGGAUCAUAUUUGCUGGAAUUACAAAAAUAGCGUUUCAUCUCAUCCAAAAGUAUGUCUCUCGAGUCCCUGAGAGUUGCAUUCUCAUCUGUCUUGGAUUGGUGGUUGGAGGUAUCGCUUACUCCAUCGACAAAGACCAUCGGAUCGAGCAGUUGCUCUUUAACCCGGACACAUUCUUCCUCUUCAUUCUGCCUCCUAUAGUGAUGGAAGCUGGAUACUUUAUGCCGAAAGAAUCAUUUUUUGAUAAUCUCGGCACCAUUUUGACUUAUGCUAUUAUAGGGACAAUAUUUAAUGCUCUAUGUAUUGGCUCAUCGCUAUUUGCUGUGUAUAAAUGGGGAUUAAUGCCAGGUAUUGAAGAAUACGGCUCAUUAGAGUUUCUCCAUUGCCUUUUAUUCGGGAGUAUUAUAUCAGCCGUAGACCCUGUUGCUGUGAUAUCGGUUUUCGAGGAGAUCCAUGUUAACACUGUGUUGUACAUUUGUGUGUUCGGAGAAUCCCUGUUGAAUGAUGGCGUGGCAGUGGUUCUGUACAAAAUGUUCGAAGGUUACAUUGAAAUUGGCCAAGAAAACAUCAUCGGGAUUGAUAUUGUUGCUGCCAUUGCUUCUUUCUUUGUUGUGGCAUUUGGUGGUCUGUUUAUUGGAAUACUCUUUGGUUACGCUGGUUCCUUCAUCACUAAAUACACGGUUCACAAUCGUAUUGUAGAGCCCACAUUUGUGUUUGUAGUCUGCUACAUCGCAUACCUUUCUGCUGAGAUUUUCCACCUUUCUGGAAUCAUCUCGAUUGUGUUUGCUGCCUUCACAAUGAGCACGUAUGUGGAGCACAACAUAUCCACAAAGUCCCACACCACAGUCAAAUAUGGGAUGAAGAUGCUUGCCAACAUUGCCGAGACGAUCAUCUUUAUGCUUCUCGGAAUCGCAGCUGUCAGCGACUUCUGGCAAUAUUGGAACACAGGCUUCGUGCUUUGGACAUUAUUUUUUAUCACCCUCUACAGAGCCAUAGGUGUUGUGGGCCUUACGUUUGUGAUAAACUACAUAAGAUUAGACAAGAUUAAUCGCGUGGAUCAGUUCGUCAUGGCAUAUGGGGGUUUACGUGGUGCGAUCGCAUUCUCUCUUGUUUCCCUUACACAACCUGAGCAUGUACCAACAAUCAAAACAAUGAUAUGCUCAUGUAUUGUUGCCAUUCUGUUUACAUCAUUCGUGCAGGGCUCAACCAUUCGUCCCAUUGUGGAGCUACUUCACGUCAAAACCUCGGCAAAAUACAAGAAGUCGAUGUUUGAAGACGUCAAUUUAAGGAUGAUUGACCAUGUAAUGACUGGAGUAGAGGAUAUUAUUGGACAUCAUGGCCACCAUUACUGGAUGCAAAGACUGCAGAAGUUCAACACAGAGUAUUUAAUGCGAUGGUUCGUCCGAGAUCCCUACCUAAGUCGUGACCAUGAGCUGUUGGAUACAUUCCAUAGGAUUAACAAGCGUGACGCUGAAGAUUUGGUUGAGGAAUUUGAAAGGGGUAAUAGCAGCAAUGAAAUUGCGUCGGGUACUUUUGCUAACCUCCUCCUACCUUAUGAGAUGAGGAGAUCUCAUUCACAUGCUUCGUUUAACCACCUUGUGAGACAGCAAGGUCUAACAAACACAUGCAUCGACAUGCAUGCAUUGGAAGCACAAGGUAGAGCUAACGGUGCAGGUCGUACAUUGGAAGAUGCCGAUGUCCAUCAUCUACUGCAGCAAAACCUUUACAAACCAAGAGCAAGGGAAGUGACACGUUAUCGCCGUGGAAACUUAGAAGAUGACGGGACGAGGAAGAGGCAAGAGGAGGAGAUUUUAAUUCGACGGAAAAUCAAUGUUCGACACAGAAGACACCAUAAGCACAAACAUAAUAGACACAAGACUCGAAGCUCAUCCAAGUCUCAGAUGUCGGGGGGAUCAAUUAAGAAGCAUAGCACAGGCUCUUGUACGGAGAGCACAAGAUUGUUAAAGGCUCCCAACUUUGUAGUGGAGCAACAGCAGGAGAUGAAAAUAGCUCCUCCAGAAGAGGAUCAGGGCAUCACCUUCACAGCUGGGAAGAAGCCAGUUCAACCCCGUAACGGAUGCAGCACAGCCCGGAACCCCCUUGGGUUCAUGAGCUCAUUUGACGUGCUGCCAGAGGAGACCCUUACAGAUGUAGCAGCUGAAGGGGUUGAAGAGACCGAUACAACUCAUGUCAACAUUGAAAGUUGUGCAAUAGAUCGUGAGUUGCCAUGGAAACGAAAUCCAUCAAAUAAUGAUGUGGUUAGUGACCCACAUAACACUACAACAUUUGAAACAGUUGCCCUGCUACAGGUUCCUUCAAUACGAGGAGCCAGUCCCAGAAACCUCACCAGAAAGUUGUUCUAACUUGGAAAACGUCUGGCCAAGCAACACCAACAACAACAGCUCCAACCCUGAGGAUGGCGGGCUUCACUUUAUAUUAGAUAAAUGGGAAUCGCUGGAAGAGGAUCAGAUUUAAACCCAGCUUUAAAGUUGUAUGAAAUAACCCUUCCUUCCCAAUGUACAUACUGCGCCACCUUCAAAGCACGCCUAUAGGUGCUGGUGGUUUUCAAAGCAUUGUAAUAUAUUGAUUCUAUGCAAUAAUCAGUAGUUUUAAUCCUUGCUUUGCGAAUUGGACCAAUAACUGCAAUUACAUGACCAAUCAAAAAUGCUUUGGUUCGCUUUACAACAAUUAUGGUUACCAUGGAAAAAACAUCUCGUUCAAACUAUUGCAUCAAUAUUUGACACAAAGCCUUCAAAAUACUUGACUUUCUUUUGUAUACGAACCUGUAACUGAACUUCACUGGCAAAGCAAUGGCCCACUUUCAACUGCAAUCUAUGAUCUGUAGCUUUGUUGUAAUGUUGCAAGUAUUUUGAGCAUAGUUUAUGAUAUUCCUUUGCAUAAUAAUGCUAUUUGUAAAGAUAUAAGUUAAUACAACCCAACACUUAA
This is a messenger RNA of Ciona intestinalis (vase tunicate), 3368 nucleotides long. The record is from RefSeq and is a predicted model, not a curated record. NCBI's taxonomy places the organism in Eukaryota, Metazoa, Chordata, Ascidiacea, Phlebobranchia, Cionidae.